Messenger RNA from Girardinichthys multiradiatus, 2722 nucleotides. Its product is annotated as protein NYNRIN-like. Lineage: Eukaryota; Metazoa; Chordata; Actinopteri; Cyprinodontiformes; Goodeidae. Gene Ontology annotation, molecular function: nucleic acid binding. The transcript is spliced from 2 exons. The record is from RefSeq and is a predicted model, not a curated record. Bases 1 to 1023 code for a protein of 340 amino acids.
AUGUGUACUUAUGAGACCAUCCCAAUCUGUUGUGUGCAUGGUGAUGAGAAGCCUUACCCUACAGCUGACAUAUUUAUUGAAGUACAAGGACAACCGUAUUUAUUGAAUGUAGGUGUGGCUGAUAACCUGCCAUUCCCAGUAGUUUUGGGUGAAGACCUGCCAGUGCUCUAUGAUUUGUUAAAACCAGCAAAAGACUAUAAUGUGGCUAUUACGAGGACCAAAGCUAAAGAAGUGAAUGAGCAUCUUCCAACUUUGAGUACCUUACCUUUCUUUGAGGCUGACUUAGAAACUAAACCCGGGAGAUCUAAGAAAUCAAGAAGUCAAAGAAAGCUAGAGAAGUUUAGAGGUACUGUUGUAAAGUUGCCAGAUGAGGCUACCCCUGAUGAACCAUUGGGAUUUCAAAUGCCAAUAAACAUCAUUCAAGUGCAACAAAAUAACCCAGCGCUGUCAGCCAUUUUUUUGAGAGCUAAGCAGAAGGAUUCUGAGGGUGAGCUUGGCAACAACAAAGAGGGGUAUUUUUCACAGAACGGCAUACUUUACCAUCGGUGUGGUCAGGCAAAGCGGCUAGUGGUCCUUCAAGAGGCCCGAGAUGUACUUAAUCUGGGCCACUCCAUUCCCUGGGCUGGCCACCUAGGGAAACACAAGACCACUAGUCGUAUUAAGCGUUACUUCCACUGGCCUGGCCUAUGUUCAGAUGUUGCAAAAUUCUGUAAGAGCUGCCCCCAGUGUCAGAAGACAUCAAUUAAAAGCCCCUCCAGAGUUCCACUUCAGCCUAUGCCUGUUAUAGGCACACCAUUUGAACGUCUCGGAAUGGACAUUGUUGGACCCCUGGAAAAAAGCCACACAGGGUAUCGGUAUAUGUUGGUAGUCACAGAUUAUGCAACCAAAUACCCUGAAGUCUUUCCAUUGAAAACAAUAAAGGCAAAAGCUGUAGCCUUCUCUUUUAAUAGUUAUUUUCAAGAGUGGGGUUUCCUCGUGAAAUUCUCACAGAUCAAGGAACUAAUUUUAUGUCUGUUUUAUUAAAACAGGUAUAUAAACUAUUGGGGAUUAGAAGUGUGAGGACCACCCCAUACCAUCCCCAAACAGAUGGGUUAACAAAGCGGUUUAACCAGACCCUGAAACAAAUGCUUCGUAAGUUUGUGGAUGAAACGGGCUUUGACUGGGAUUAGUGGUUGCCCUACCUCCUUUUUGCUUAUAGGGAAGUUCCCCAGGAACUCCUGAACUCCUAUAUGGUUAUGAGGUCAGGGGCCCUUUUACCCUGUUAAAGGAGAUGUGGGAAGGGACCCAAGAAGGAGAGAAGCCAGUUAAUGUCAUUUCCUAUGUCCUACAGGUGAGGGAGAAACUGGAAAAAAUGAGUGCAUUAGCUCAAACACAUAUGGCAGUUGCACAAAUGUCCCAAAAAGCUUGGUAUGAUCGUUCAGCAAGGGAAAUAAGUUUUGAACCAGGUCAAAAGGUGCUGGUAAUGUUGCCUACAAAUGAUAGUAAGCUUCUGGCAAAGUGGCAGGGUCCCUUUGAAGUGCAGAAGAAGUUAGGUCCAACAACCUACCAGGUUGCCACCCCGGGGCUCCAACGAUCUACCAGAGUGCUGCAUGUAAAUCUGCUUAAAGAGUGGGUCCCACGAUCUGGGAAAGAAGCAGAUGUCUUGUUCAUCUGGCGUGUGGAAGAGGAUGAAGAAACUGAUGAAUACUUGCCAUCACAGUCUGCCUCCAACGUGGAUCUGAGCCACCUCACUGACGACCAAUGCCAUGUGGUUAAAAACUCUCAUAACUUCAGAUGUAUUCCAAGAAUUUCCAGGUCACACAAAUUUGGUGGAACAUAACAUUGUCUUAAAAGAGAAGGCGCUAGUCAAACACAUGAGUUACAGGGUUCCUGAAUGUCUUCAGGGAGCACUGAAGAAAGAAGUGGACCUCAUGCUGUCCUUGGGAAUUAUUCGGCCCUCAGUGGUGAAAUCCAGUUGUUCUAGUUCCCAAGAAAGAUGGAACCAUAAGGUUUUGUAUUGAUUUCAAGUAUCUGAACUCUGUUUCAAAAUUUGAUUCAUACCCUACACCACAAAUGGAUGAACUCAUAGAGCGUCUGGGGAAAGCUAAAUAUUUAUCCACCAUUGACCUCUCUAAGGGUUAUUGGCAGGUUGUUCUUGGUGAAGGCUCACAGGAGUUAACAGCUUUCUGCACAUCCUGGGGGCUGUUUGAGUUCACUGUUCUGCCAUUUGGUCUACAUUGAGCACCUGCCACUUUUCAAAGACUGAUGGAUCAGGUACUGUAUGGUCUUGCUGAUUAUGCCUGUACAUAUCUUGAUGACAUUGUCAUUUACAGUGGAACCUGGGAAGAACACCUGAAACAUCUGAGGACUGUUUUGGACCGACUGAAGAUGGCAGGUCAACCCAGCAAAGUGUUCCCUGGCCAAGAUUGAGACACAGUAUCUUGGUUUCACAGUUGGAGGUGGUGUUAUAAAGCCACAAGUUGAUAAAGUUAGAGCUAUUGCAUCUGCUCUGCUUCCACACACAAAAAAGCAGCUGAGAUCCUUCCUUGGGAUGGCCAGCUUCUACAAUCGCUUUAUUGCAAACUUUUCAGCUAGAGCAGCUGCCUUGACGGAUUUGACAGGUUUGCGGUGCCCAAACCAGAUUCAUUGGAGCCAAGAAGCAGUUGCAGCUUUUCGAGACAUCCAGCAAUCUCUGAGUAAAAAUCCAGUUCUCCAUAGCCCAGAUUUUGAAAAGGAUUUUGUA